This is a messenger RNA of Ornithodoros turicata, 1918 nucleotides long. Its product is annotated as protein-cysteine N-palmitoyltransferase Rasp-like. Gene Ontology annotation, biological process: protein palmitoylation. The coding region runs from base 80 to 1582 and encodes 500 amino acids. NCBI's taxonomy places the organism in Eukaryota, Metazoa, Arthropoda, Arachnida, Ixodida, Argasidae. Gene Ontology annotation, molecular function: palmitoyltransferase activity. The transcript is spliced from 12 exons. The record is from RefSeq and is a predicted model, not a curated record. Gene Ontology annotation, cellular component: endoplasmic reticulum.
UUAUUUCAUAAGUGUGCCGUCAUCCGGGUGUUUUUCCCGUAGCAUCGAGCGAGUACAACAGAAUACAUUCAAUGCAGAAAUGUUCCGGUAUACUACGCGAUCAUUUGACUCCUCAUUGAUCCGAUAUGCUGUGCUCAUGACAACAUGGUGCGCUGCUGUCCUCUAUGCCUGCUGGCGUUUUGCAUACACGACAAGCGACCUCCCUAUGCAGGUUCCAGGUGGCUUUACAGAUGGCAUGCAUGGCCUAACCAGGAAAAGGGAUAUUGCACACGACGAGUGGAACAGUAUAUCGAACGGACUCCUUUCAAUAUCCGCAUGGUUCUUGCUUCAGCCGUUACUCACUCAAUUUUUCAUCCAGACUUAUAGGAAGGUGCCGCCAUUCUUCUAUGCGAUGUACACAACAACGUUCCUGAUUCUUCAAUAUGACUUGACUAUUUUGCUACUCCUGUACGCCGUGUACGCUCUUAUGUACCUUGCAACAACUUCGAAGCGCAGAAGUGUGUGCUAUAUGCUUUUCGCUGUUCUGUACGUGGUUUACAAGAUGAACCUCACACCAUCAAUCCUGACACAUAUGUACAGACACGGGGUUGACCAAGGCGUCCUGAUUGAUGUCGGGCUGUGCUACGCUUUGAUGCGCAGCUUGAGCUUUGCAUUGGAUUGCAUUGAGAGGGAUACGGCACCGCCACUAUGGAAAACAUUGGCUUACUAUCUGUAUUUACCCAACUUCUUUUGGGGCCCUCUUAUGAACUACAGUGACUUUGAGCAGGAGCUUGAUCGUCCGCCAACGCCUUGGUCCUUCUCGAAGCGAUCAUUCGGACUAUUCCUGAACCUGCUGCACUGCUACGUGCUGUACCUGUUUUACAAUGUGCACACUCAUUACUUCUAUCAUAAAGUCCUGUCGUAUCUUCCGGAUAUCGUGGAAACGUUAGAUGCGUGGAGUGCAGCAGGCUUCUGUUUCUUGUCCGCCUUCUCGAUAUUCCUCGAAUAUCGCAUCUUUUUACUACUGGGUGGAGCUGUAGCAGCGCUGGAUGGACUGCGUUUACCUCCAGCCUCUAUGUGCAUAGCCCGACCGUACUCCUCGGCCCACUUCUGGAAGAACUUUAAUCGUGGCUACCACUUGUGGCUUGCCAGGUAUUUCUACAUACCAUUUAUAGGUGGAGAUAGGUCCAAUGGGCUCAAAGUUAUUGGCGCUGGGCUCUGUUUCGGCGUCAUAUGGUGGGGCCACAAUGGGGGAGCUGCCAUUGGAGCUUGGUGCUCUAUUAACUGCCUAACCGUCCUACUUGAGAAGUUCGUGAUACACUUUGGGACCACGUGCUAUGGCGUUUCGAUCCAGGACCGUUUUCCAAAUUUGGUGCGCCAACUGCAGUUGAUCCUGUACACGACCUCGUUGCUGCUUGGGUACAUGUCCAACAUGUUUUUAGCAACAGGAUGGAGCGUACCCUUUAUAGUUUUCAACAAGCUUAUUUGUGCUCCUCUGCCCAUGGCCGCUUUGUUCAUGGCCACCUACUGCGGGGUUUGCUGUUCCCUAGAGUUUCACAAGAAGAUGACAAAAGGCAACAGAAAAUGCGAACACAUCAAAUGAAAUUCGCUCCAAAGCACAAUAUUCAGCACUAAGCUUUUUCGGAAGUUCUUCUCAAAGAUUCUUUUCAGUUGUUUUUUUCCCUUUCCUUCGUCGACAACGGCCUCGUCGAUUCAGCAGGACUCUCACUCAUCUUUGUCACAUAAUUUUCUCACCAGGAACUUCCUGACAUUUCCGAGCAGUAACAUAAACACUUGAUUUCGUCAGUGACGCUUCUUAUCUUCAGUUCGAUGGAAUUCAGUGAUGCUUGUGAGCCAUUUUAUAGAAGUGUGCGAAAUGGAAAUAACGAUGUCUUACCGACUUUUGUUUUCAAGCACCUAUUCCCCGAAAUAUAUAAUU